GACAAGCACUUGAGCGUCCAGGGCCUCUACACAGCAGUGGAGGUCACCCACAACAUGGCCGGCACGGUUCUCGUCCCUGGUUCGCAUCGCACGAAGCUGCCCAAGGAAGACAAGAGCCUCCGCGUGGAUGAGAAUUUUGCCAAGUCUUACUUGCAGUCCUUCAAGACGAGGGCGCUCAUGCGCAAGCUGAUCCGGCCCUACGUGCCGGCUGGUGGUCUGCUCCUUUUUAACUCCAAGCUCAUCCAUGCGAACGAUCCCGGCACUGUUAGGAGGUCGGAGGCUGACGGCCUGCCAAAUCGUUUGGCGUUGGCGGUGGCCUACGCGCC
Molecule: messenger RNA, 326 nt
Organism: Symbiodinium sp. CCMP2456
Lineage: Eukaryota; Dinophyceae; Suessiales; Symbiodiniaceae
Source: the annotation of a GenBank genome assembly